GAUGAGCUCCUUUCUCUUUCAGACUCUCUCUCUCUCAUCCUUAAACAAGGCCCACUCUAGCUCCAGCCAACGCCUUCAUCAUGAAGAACCAGACCCAUCUACUUUACAAUUCAAACCCAAAGUACUCAAAUGGCAGCCUUUUCUUCGCCUUUUGCCAAUAUCUCCUUCCCUGAUGCUCUUGGUUCGUCUUUCGUGCGCCAACAGCCAAGAAAUUGUCUAGCUUAUUUUGGGAAAUAAAGCAACCAUCUAUAUCACCGCCUAUUUCUCUCCAAUUAUAUAUCUCAGAUGGGAGAAAACACUUCAGGAGAUUCCCCUGCAUGCCCAAAUGCAUGAAACCUUAUUAAUUAAUAAACAGAGCUUCUUAAAAGUAGCUCUUGUGGAAAUUGGAAUGGUCACUUUCACAGUACAGAGACUCAUCAUCCUUCAUCGUUGAAAAUCUUGAAACUUGAAAGUUCAAACAUAUAUGUGGUGGUGGGGUGGUGAUCAGGAUUGAUUGAGGCUGUUCCAAAAAACCCAAGUGGAGAGAAAGGGGAAGAAAAUGGUUUCUGAGGAAGAAGGAGAGCGCAAAGGGAAGAAACAGAGGAAGCAGAAUGGGAGUGAAGCAAAGAAACAGAGCAAAUUUGCCGCUGCUUCUGCUGAAGGGGUCCAAAGAGAUGGCGUCCGUGUGAAAGCACGAAGGGGUGAAGCAACUGACAGUCACAGCCUUGCUGAAAGGGCAAGAAGAGAGAAAAUCAGUGAGAGAAUGAAACUUUUGCAGUCUCUUGUUCCUGGUUGUGAUCAGAUAAAUGGCAAGGCUCAUGUACUGGAUGAGAUCAUCAAAUAUGUUCAAUUACUACAGAAUCAAGUUGAGUGCCUUGCAGCAAAGCUUGCUUUUGUGGAUGCCAUGCUAUAUGAUGACUGUGAGCUGAACCCAAGUACAAAUCCAUGUGCUUCAGAUCAGAGACUAUGUUGCUUGGAACCUCCAUUGCCAUUUGUGCUAGAGCCUCCUUGCUCCGUCCAGUUCCGGUCUUUGGCGGACGCUGCACCGCCGGGUACUUUGGCUUCCUUAUUACUCACAGAGGAUCAGAAAGCCAGCUUAAUCCCUCAGGCUCAGGAUGGUGGAAGCUUUGAGGACAUUGGAAAGCAGCCUGCUGGAUUAGACCACUCGUGCACCUUCUAA
Messenger RNA from Prunus mume (Japanese apricot), 1159 nucleotides. RefSeq lists its product as uncharacterized. The record is from RefSeq and is a predicted model, not a curated record. Lineage: Eukaryota; Viridiplantae; Streptophyta; Magnoliopsida; Rosales; Rosaceae. Gene Ontology annotation, biological process: regulation of DNA-templated transcription. Gene Ontology annotation, cellular component: nucleus. Gene Ontology annotation, molecular function: DNA-binding transcription factor activity; protein dimerization activity.